This is a messenger RNA of Penicillium psychrosexuale, 204 nucleotides long. RefSeq lists its product as uncharacterized. NCBI's taxonomy places the organism in Eukaryota, Fungi, Ascomycota, Eurotiomycetes, Eurotiales, Aspergillaceae. Bases 1 to 204 code for a protein of 67 amino acids. The record is from RefSeq and is a predicted model, not a curated record. The transcript is spliced from 2 exons.
AUGGUCUGGUGGAGAGAUCUAUCAUCACAAUCCACCCGGACCGAGACCCCGGCAGCCGGCUCAUCACGGCCUACAGCAGUGGGGCACUCUGUACUUUGUACUCACAAGGCGGGGAAGAUCCUCCUCUUGAAGUCCAGGGCAGGCGGAAUUGGUGAAACAUCUGUUCUCAAGGAGAAGUGCAAGACUGCCUUCUAUUUGGCAUAA